AAAGUCCUACCUGGUAGAGACCAACUAAUCAGAACAGUGAUGACAAAGGGAGUGGCUGGCAUUGGGAAAACAGUCUUAACACAGAAGUUCACUCUGGACUAGGCUGAAGACAAAGCCCACCAGAACAUCCAGUUCAUAUUUCCAUUCACCUUCAGAGAGCUGAAUGUGCUGAAAGAAAAAAGUUCAGUUUGGUGGAACUUGUUCAUCACUUCUUUACUGAAACCAAAGAAAUCUGCAGCUUUGAACACUUCCAGGUUCUGUUCAUCUUUGAUGGCUUGGAUGAGAGUCGACUUCCUCUGGACUUCCACAACAAGGAGAUCCUGACUGAUGCUACAGAGUCCACCUCAGUGGAUGUUCUGCUGACAAACCUCAUCAGAGGAACACUGCUUCCUUCUGCUCUUCUCUGGUUAACCACACGACCUGCAGCAGCCAAUCAGAUCCCUCCUCAGUGUGUUGGCAUGUUGACAGAGAUUAGAGGUUUUAAUGACUCACAGAAGGAGGAGUACUUCAGGAAGAGAUUUAGAAAUAAGGAGCAGGCCAGCAGGAUCAUCUCCCACAUGAAGACAUCACGAAGCCUCCACAUCAUGUGCCACAUCCCAGUCUUCUGCUGGAUCACUGCUACAGUUCUGGAGGAUGUGUUGGAGACCAGAAAGGAAGAAGAGCUGCCCAGCACCCUGACUGAGAUGUACAUCCACUUCCUGGUGGUUCAGACCAAAGUGAAGAAGGUCAAGUAUGAUGGAGGAGCUGAAACAGAUCCACACUGGAGUCCAGAGAGCAGGAAGAUGAUUGAGUCUCUGGGAAAACUGGCUUUUGAUCAGCUGCAGAAAGGAAACCUGAUCUUCUAUGAAUCAGACCUGACAGAGUGUGGCAUCGAUAUCAGAGCAGCCUCAGUGUACUCAGGAGUGUUCACACAGAUCUUUAAAGAGGAGAGAGGUCUGUACCAGGACAAGGUGUUCUGCUUCGUCCAUCUGAGUGUUCAGGAGUUUCUGGCUGCUCUUCAUGUUCAUCUGAACUUCAUUAAUUUUGAGGUCAACCUGAUGGAUGAAAUGCAAACAUCUAAGAAUUUCUUAUUAAUUAAUAAACCUGAACUAAAAUCUCUCCAUCAGAGAGCUGUUGACCAGGCCUUGCAAAGUCCCAAUGGACACCUGGACUUGUUUCUUCGCUUCCUCCUGGGACUUUCAAUGCAGACCAAUCAGAGACUCUUACAAGGUCUGCUGACACAGACAGGAAGUAGCACACAGACCAAUCAGGAAACAGUUCAGUACAUCAAGGAGAAGAUCAGUAAGAUUGUGUCUGCAGAGAAAAGCAUCAAUCUGUUCCACUGUCUGAAUGAACUGAAUGAUUGUUCUCUAGUGGAGGAGAUCCAACAGUCUCUGAGUUCAGGAAGUCUCUCCACAGAUAAACUGUCUCCUGCUCAGUGGUCAGCUCUGGGUUUCAUCUUAGUGUCAUCAGGAAAAGAUCUGGAUGUGUUUGACCUACAGAAAUACUCUGCUUCAGAGGAGGUUCUUCUGAGGCUGCUGCCAGUGGUUAAAGUCUCCAACAAAGCUCUACUGAGUGUCUGUAACCUCUCAGAGAGAAGCUGUGAAGCUCUGUCCUCAGUUCUCAGCUCCCAGUCCUCCAGUCUCAGAGAACUGGACCUCAGUAACAACAAACUGAAGGAUUCAGGAGUGAAGCUUCUCUCUGCUGGACUGAAGAGUCCAAACUGCAACCUGGAAACUCUCAGCUUAUCAGGCUGUUUGGUCUCAGAGGAAGGCUGUGCUUCUCUGGCCUCAGCUCUGACCUCCAACCCCUCCCAUCUGAAAGAGUUGGACCUGAGCUACAAUCAUCCAGGAGACUCAGGAGUGAAGCUGCUGUGGGCUGGACUGAAGGAUCCACACUGGAGACUGGAAGCUCUCAGGGUGGAGCCUGCUGGAGGCCGAUUCUUGACACCAGGUCUGAGGAAGUAUUCCUGUCAACUCACCAUCGACACAAACACAGUGAGCAGAGAGAUCCAACUCUCUGAAGACAACAGGAAGGUGACAUGUGUGAAGGAGCUUCAGUCAUAUCCUGAUCAUCCAGACAGAUUUGAUCUUCCUCAGCUUCUUUGUAGAACUGGUCUGACUGGUCGCUGUUACUGGGAGGUUGAGUGGAAAGGAAGAGUUGAUAUAUCAGUGAGUUACAGAAGAAUAAGGAAGAAAAGAGACAGUAGAGACUGUAGGUUUGGAUGGAAUGAUCAUUCCUGGAGGCUGAGCUGCUCUGAUGAUGAUGGUUACUCUGUCUGUCACAAUAACACAGCAACUCGUUUCUCCUCCUCCUCUGUCUCUCACAGAGUAGCAGUGUAUGUGGACUGUCCUGCUGGCAUUCUGUCCUUCUACAGAGUUUCCUCUGACUCACUGAUCCUCCUCCACACCUUCAACACCACAUUCACUGAAACUCCGCUUCCUGGAUUUGGGUUCUGGUUCAGUCCUGGUUCCUCAGUGUUUCUGUACUGAGUUUAAAGAGUUUCCUCCUGUCAGAUAAACUUUCACUGCUUAUGAUAAUUCAGUAUCUACAUGUCUGUUUCACUCAGAAACAUGUUUUCUUGGAUCCAGGAUAUUCAGGAUAAUUCCAGGAACCCUCAUUUUUUCCAGUCAAAAUUUGACAAUGAAUCUAAGGAUGCUGUGUUUCUCUUGAUUAUUUCCCUUUCAUUAAUCAGUGAGAUUUCUUUGACUUUACUGCAGUUUUUCUCAAUCACUAGACAUUUUCUGUUUCUUUCAUCUCCCAUUUCCUUAAAUCCAUCUUGGAUUCAAAUGUUAAAUAUUCCUUUUGUAUAUUUGCUGCAGUUAUUCUUCAUGUAUUUAGUGAACAAUAAAUGCAUUU
Messenger RNA from Gambusia affinis (western mosquitofish), 2838 nucleotides. RefSeq names its product NLR family CARD domain-containing protein 3-like. The record is from RefSeq and is a predicted model, not a curated record. NCBI's taxonomy places the organism in Eukaryota, Metazoa, Chordata, Actinopteri, Cyprinodontiformes, Poeciliidae. The coding region runs from base 459 to 2471 and encodes 670 amino acids. The transcript is spliced from 5 exons. Gene Ontology annotation, molecular function: protein binding.